AUGUCAACAGCACCAUCACCAACAAUUACAUCACCAACACAAACAUCACCAGUUGUAAUAAAUAAAUCAUUAAUUUGCCAAGAUAGCACAGUUAGUAAUGGUGUUCAAAUUGCAAUUGGAACUGUUUUACACCCAAGAUCAUCUAUUAUAAUUUCAGAGGGUGCAGGUCCAAUUAUUAUUGGUGAAAAUAAUAUUAUAGAAGAAUUAGUUCAAAUUGUAAAUAAAUCACCUGAACCAAUGAUAAUUGGUUCAAAUAAUUUAUUUGAAGUUGGAUCUUAUAUAGAAUGUAAAUCAAUUGGAAAUGGAAAUGUUUUUGAACCAAAAUGUAAAAUAUUAAAGAAUACAAUAAUAAAAGAUCAAUGUUCAAUUGGAGCAGGUUGUAUAGUUUCAGAGGAUAAAAUUUGUGAAAAUAAUACUAUAAUUGCACAAACUCAAAAUAGUCAAAUUCAAACAACUUCAACUUUACCAUAUGACCAUCAUUCAAGUAUUCACAUGACUCAUUUAGAAUUAUUACAUAAAUCAAUACCUUUAUUUCAUACUAUUAAAAAAACUCCAAUCUUGGAAAAAUAA
Dictyostelium discoideum AX4 is the source of this 570-nucleotide messenger RNA. It is a transcript of the gene dynF, whose product is annotated as dynactin subunit p27. The record is from RefSeq and is a predicted model, not a curated record. Lineage: Eukaryota; Evosea; Eumycetozoa; Dictyosteliales; Dictyosteliaceae. The transcript is spliced from 2 exons. Gene Ontology annotation, cellular component: cytoskeleton; dynactin complex. Bases 1 to 570 code for a protein of 189 amino acids.